AUGGUGUCAUCUACGUUCCACCCUUUCCCUCGACUUCCUCUCGAACUGCGACAGCAAAUCUGGGAAGAAGCCUGUCUCCCAUUAGGCCCAUUCCAACGAGGCGUACAGUACCUUGAUAUCACGGUAGACGGUCUAGUUGCACCGCCAUGCAAUUUGCUUGAGACUUCUGAACAUGGCUCAAGCAACAUAUCCGCCUACAUGAUAGACGGAGGCCUUUGGAUGGCCUGCAAAGAGUCUAGAGAGAUUAUCAUAAAACACACGCACUUUGAAGAAUGGAUUCAGUUACAGAACCAAGCCAUCGAUGAAGGUCAUAGAUUGAUGAGCUACGAGGCCGAUUGGGAUAGUGACGAAUCGGACGGACACCCCGCGACCAUCGCAAUUAAAGAGGGCAAUCAAGAGUGGCAUGUGCUUUUGUACCCGGCUAAAGACAUCGUUUGCAUUCGCCCACAUGUUGAGAUACCUAUGCACCAGGAAUAUGGAGAAACGUGUAUAGACAUAUCCUUUGUUCAAGAUCCGGAGAACGAGUUGUGCCAGUCUAUGCCCGUGGACAACAUCGCAUUUGAAUUCGACCAAAGCUGGAUGGAAGGCUGUGGACUUGAAAUGUCGUAUUACGAUAUGAAAAACGAGCAGUCAGCCCGCGGAUGUUGGGCAUCUCUAAUUAGAGAGGCAAUACAAAGAGCUGCCCCACGCAGAUCUCUUUGGAUCGUCGACAAAAACGCCAAGUGGUUCAACCGUUCUGUAACUUCUGAAAGAAUUGUAUACCGCGACUGCGAAGGGGAAUAUGUCGAAGGGAGCUGGGACGAUGUACCUGAGUCAACCGGGGAUGGUGUCUCUUUCAGUGCAUCUGCAUUUCUUGGCAGCUUCUUCUGUGCUAACUCAAUGGAGUUGCGUGAGGUAUUUGCUGGUCCUGGUUCUUAUUACCCUUGUGCAUAUGAAUCAGAUGAAGAAGCGCACGAGUUCGAGUUAAAAGACAGGAUCAGACUACUUGUACGCCGGGAGAAUCAGGUACAAGAAACCACGUGGAGGUGUCGGGAAAAAUGUGAGCGUAUAGGCUGGUGUAUCUGCCAGGAUGAUGAGGGUAACUGGUGGGACGACGAAGAUUAG
Fusarium pseudograminearum CS3096 is the source of this 1104-nucleotide messenger RNA. RefSeq lists its product as uncharacterized. The transcript has a single exon. NCBI's taxonomy places the organism in Eukaryota, Fungi, Ascomycota, Sordariomycetes, Hypocreales, Nectriaceae. The record is from RefSeq and is a predicted model, not a curated record. Bases 1 to 1104 code for a protein of 367 amino acids.